Molecule: messenger RNA, 2562 nt
Organism: Anolis sagrei ordinatus
Lineage: Eukaryota; Metazoa; Chordata; Lepidosauria; Squamata; Anolidae
Gene: CD96
Product: CD96 molecule
Biological process (GO): cell-matrix adhesion; inflammatory response
Source: RefSeq, a predicted model, not a curated record
AUGGAAAUCCACUGGGUGAUCUUGUACAAGCCGUACUCUCAGCCCCAGAGAACUCUGUACCAGCAGCUCCACCUGAAGAUGAAGAUGAGAUGGCCAUUUCGGGCAUGUUAUUUCUUCCUAAACCACAUCAUAUUAAUGCAUGUCAUCAGUGCUCAGUCUGAAAUUAUUAUUAAGAAUGAGGAAUAUGUCUAUGCCUUGCCUGGUGAUGAUGUGACUCUAACAUGCAGCAUCCUGAAAGGAAAAGGAAUCCAUGUUACGCAAACACAGUGGUCAAAGAUUGAUGCUGCUUCUCAAAGAAGUAUUGGUGUACAUCAUCCUCGCUAUGGGACUGUAUACAAUGAAAGGGGCUACAACUAUUCCCUAAACUUCAGAAAGGCCUUCCAAUCUUGUCAGACAGACUUCAGCCACAGUUUUUCUUCAGAAAAUCAUAUGGAAUGCGAUCAGUGGAUUCUGCAGAUGAGGAAUGUGAGUCUUGAACGGUUUGGCUUGUAUGAGUGUAGCUUUGCUACAUAUCCAGCAGGAACAACCAGCUCAGAAAUCAAUCUUGUUGUUAUGAAGAGCGAUGACAAGAACUUUGUGGUAGAAACACUGCUAAACCAGACACUGGAAAUCCCAUGCUUGAAAGACAUGCCUUCUGAAAACAUGACAAAUGCUUCUUUGAACUGGUUUCUGCAGAAAGAGAACAAGAAUGAAGAGUUACUUAUAAGUAAACAGUCUUAUUAUGGUCAUGAAUACAUAACCAGAUCUACACCAUUCAAGGAGAGAAUCAAGAUGAAUCCAGAAAACACAUUAAUAAUCUCACCAGUGUCGGUCCUUGAUGAUGGCAUGAAAUUCAUCUGUUCUGUUGUCUACCGGCCUGGAAGAAUGAUUAGGAGCACUACAGAUGUAAAAGUAUUUGUUAAACCUGAAAUCUCUAUUAUUCUCAACGAAAACUUCAGAGGAAAGGCUAAUUUUACCUGUAUGGUAAGGAAGGCAUUUCCCAAGCCAAACCUGCACUGGUAUAUAGGUGGAGAGAUCCUUAAGGACAAAUCCGAAGGCAUAUUCUUGGAAAAUGAAGAACCAAAAGCUGCAGGAGGUUUUUUUGAGAUGAGAUCACUACUGACAAUAUGGAACACAGCUCAAUUACCCAUCAAUCAGAGUUUCAAAUGCAUGUCUGUCUACCAUUUCCCUGGAAAUCAAACACAGAAUGUCUCAUCUGAAGAAGUUGUACUUUCUUAUGGGUUACAGGAGACAACUUUAAAAUCUAUCAAACCCAGUAGGCCUGUUUCUCCAAUUUUAGAGUCCUCUACAAGAAGAAUGCUAUCAACUGAAGAAAUGACUGAAAAAAGUAUACUAACUAUUCCUGAUUCUUUACUCACUGCAAAGAAUUGGUUGAACAGUACUGGAAAUCUACCCACUAAAAAAGUGGUUGAACAAACCACAAUGAGUAGCUCUGAUAAUUCACCCACUUUAAAAGGCCUCUUCGAUAGCAAUGGCACUGCAACAAGUCCAAAACAUACACAUUUCUCCUGGCCAGCGGUUGUAGCUGCUCUGCUUUUCUUCUGCACAUUUUUUAUCAUUCUGGGAAUCAGAAAAUGGUGUCAGUAUCAAAAGGAAAUUAUGAACAGACCACCAUCUUUCAAGCCACCACCACCUCCCAUUAAGUAUACUGCUAUGCCAAUAAGUUACGCAACCUGCAAUCAACUGGAAAAUCUUUAAUGGACCUGAAGUGUUCUGGCCUAAUAAUGAAUUCUUUUACUGUAUGUCUUUUAUAAUAGAUUGCAAGAGUUCCAAAGCAGUGACCCAUAUUCCAAUUUAGACUGCUUAAUCUUGCAUUAUUGCCGGGAACACAGUUUCCCUAAGUACGCUUACUCAGGACAAUUUACCUCCUGCAGUCAACUGAUGUAGUGAAGCUAAACAUAUCUCAUAUUACAGGCACUCAGCCUGAGUUCUGUGAUCAAGAAGGAAUUGAUGUAAUUAGUUUUGUCUAUCUAGAAAAGAUGUUAUUUAAAGUUCCUAGUUACUCUCAAGAAUGUAUUUUUCUCCAUGUUUAUUUCCUAACUAUUUAAAUAAACUAGUUGCGUCCAACUUCUGUGUUUUCAAGGGUUGACCUGUUCUUCCCAUUCUUGGGCAUAAUUAGCAACAAAACUGGCACAUGCUUCAGAUAUUUACAUUUACUGAGUUAGAGAACCAACAUAGUAUAAUCGUUUGACUCUGGAAGACCAAGGUCUGAAUCCCCAUUCAGCCAUAAAACCUGCUGGAGAAAUUGGGCAAGUCAGACUAUGUCUCAGCCCCAGAAGAAGGCAAAGCAAACAUCUUCUAAAUAAACCUUGCCAGGAAAAAACCCAUGAUAGGUUCCUCAUAAUUCAGAAACAUCUUGAAGGCACGUAACAAGAGAAAUGCCUAUGGCUAUGGAAUUACAUAGAAAGCUUCAUGUUUACAUAAAUGUUAUAGGCAAAGAAAAACUACAUAUCAUUAAAGGGUGAAAUUUCCUCAUGACUCAACUACAUCUUUAUAAUUUAUUUAAGAAGUGUACUUAUGUCAUGCCUUGAUUAAAACCUGGUAUAUGGAGAUGACUAUAGU